Vidua macroura (Pin-tailed whydah) is the source of this 1006-nucleotide messenger RNA. Its product is annotated as transcriptional regulatory protein AlgP-like. Lineage: Eukaryota; Metazoa; Chordata; Aves; Passeriformes; Viduidae. Bases 188 to 943 code for a protein of 251 amino acids. The record is from RefSeq and is a predicted model, not a curated record. The transcript has 2 exons.
GGCCCAUGUUCCAGGAUAUGGGUCUGGACUCCUGGGUGCUGUCCAGGCAUCACUUCCUACCACUGCAACAGCUCCUGGUGCCCACAAUCAGCAUUGGCUGGCUUCUUCCCUUCCCACGGUGGUAUCUGGGGCUCCUGCUGUCACCUCGGGGACACAGACUGAGUGGCCUUCUCCCCCUGCACAGCCAAUGUCCACUGGAGCGUCCCCAGCACGGCCCAGGGCUCCCAGCCCCGCAGGUCCCACCGUGACUGGGAUGAGCUCCACAGCCACUGGUGUCAUCCCAGAGCUUGGACAGACGUUUGUGAUGGAAGAAUCCAGGCACAGCGAGCCCAGGACAGCAUCAGUGGGAGCCAUUCCCACUGCAGCAGCACCUCCCGGGCCCAGCCCUGCCAGCCCAGGCUCUGUGCCUCCCCCCUGCUCCACAAAGCCGGCUGUGCAGCGUGGCUCUGAGCCUGGGCACCGCACUGCCACCCGCAGCAGCGUGACAUCUCCAUGCUGCCUGCCGACUUCUCCCGGCGCUGGGCACGUGGCCAGCUCCCUGCUCAGCUCCCAGACCCUGGCUAUGCCCACAGCAGUGACCCUCGAUGCCCACGUCAUGUCCAGUGGCUCCAGCACUUCCCAGCACUCCUCCACAGCCACGGAGCAUCUCCCUGCAGCCACCAGAGCGGCCUCCAGCCCAGCUGAGCCGAUGAGCAAGGGCAGACCUGGCUCCACAGGGAUGAAACCCCCUGCAUCCCACCCCUCCAGCCUCCCCCUGCCCGCACAGCCUGUGCACGUGCUGCCCUUGCAAUUCCGGCUGCUGGGCAUCGCUUACGCCCCGGCUCUGGGCAGCAGGAAUUCGGAGAGCUACCGGCAGCUGGAGGGAGAUGUGAGACUGAUGCUCAACCAGAUGCUGUCCAGCUACAAGAGCUUCCUGCAGGCAAAUGUCCUUGAGUUCAUGUGAGUGUGCAGCUGCUGUGGAGGGCUGGGUUGUGAAGAAGCAGUGGCCUGAGGUAGCCACCCUGGU